Messenger RNA from Anoplopoma fimbria (sablefish), 2217 nucleotides. RefSeq names its product solute carrier family 25 member 40 (gene slc25a40). Bases 194 to 1234 code for a protein of 346 amino acids. The record is from RefSeq and is a predicted model, not a curated record. Gene Ontology annotation, biological process: mitochondrial transmembrane transport. The transcript is spliced from 10 exons. NCBI's taxonomy places the organism in Eukaryota, Metazoa, Chordata, Actinopteri, Perciformes, Anoplopomatidae.
CAUGUAACUAACGUCGUCUCGUGUGUUUUCUGUGUAAACUAAGCAGCUAGCUAAGGGCACAACACCUGGGUAUACACACGUCUUCCCGUUUGAACCUGCACUACAUGAACUGACGUACUUUCGGGAUAUAGUUAGUGAUGUGCUUCUACACGGGAGACUUGGUUGAUGCUGAGGCGGUUUAGCAGAAUACAGUAUGAGUGCUCAAAGUCCUGCUCCUCGAGCCUUGAAUGGCAUUACUCCACUGCAACAGAUGGUGGCGUCCUGCUCCGGAGCCAUCCUCACAUCUUUGUUUGUUACACCUUUGGAUGUCGUGAAGAUCAGACUGCAAGCACAGAGAAGUCCCUUUCCCAAAGGGAAAUGUUUUGUCUACUGCAAUGGACUUAUGGACCACCUAUGUGUAUGUGAAAACGGCAACUCCAAGGCCUGGUACAAAGCCCCCAGUCACUUCAAUGGCACAGUGGAUGCCUUCGUCAAGAUAGUACGCCAUGAGGGAAUAAAGGUGUUAUGGAGCGGCCUACCUCCGACCCUUGUGAUGGCAGUCCCCGCUACAGUAAUCUACUUCACGUGCUACGACCAGCUGUGUGCAGCACUGAGGGUCAGGAUGGGAGAAUACGCUCAGGAGGCUCCUCUUCUGGCAGGAGCUAUCGCUAGAGUGGGUUCAGCGACAGUGAUCAGCCCUCUGGAGCUGAUCCGCACGAAGCUACAGUCUCAGAAACAGUCAUACAGGGAGCUGACUGACUGCAUCCGCUCUGCAGUGCAGAAGGAGGGCUGGCUGUCUCUGUGGCGAGGUCUGGGGCCCACACUCUUCCGAGACGUGCCCUUUUCAGCCAUGUACUGGUACAACUACGAGAAGGGCAAGAGCUGGCUGUGUGAACGAUAUAACAUCAGAGAACCCACGUUUACAAUUACCUUCAUAUCUGGAGCGGUGUCUGGCUCUAUUGCGUCCAUUGUAACGUUACCUUUUGAUGUCGUCAAAACGAGAAGGCAGGUGGAGUUGGGAGAGCUACAAGCCAAGAACUUGUCAUGUCAGGUCUCAUCCUCCACCUUCGGCGUGAUGAGCAGGAUUGUGGCCCAGGACGGCUUCAGUGGGCUGUUUGCAGGUUUCCUCCCAAGGUUGAUCAAAGUGGCCCCGGCCUGCGCCAUUAUGAUCAGCAGUUAUGAAUUUGGCAAAGCCUUUUUCCGCAAACACAACCAGGAGAGGAUACUCAGGCCACUGCAGACCAGCAACACCUGAUAGUUUUCCAAAUAUUUUUCUCCAAACAAAUCAAAACUACUGCUAGACUAUACCUGUAGGAAAAAGGAUAAUGCUGCCAAAUUAAGAACCCAAGCAGAAAUUGAAGUGAAGAAAAUAAUGAACUACAUGAUCCAUGUGCAUUACAAGAUUUAUAUGAAAUAAUUUUUAUUAGUAUUUAUAAUUUAAUAUUCUAUGAUUUUAUCUUCACUGCUACAAAUGAUGUGCACACAAGUGAAAAUAAAUAAGCAGCCAGCAGAUGGCAGCUACAGUUUUAUUAAUAAUAAUUAGUCCUAAAUGUGGCUGUCUCACUGGGAUCGUGUGCACUGUGCCUGAAGUCCUUACAUUAGUGAUGCAACAUUAAGUUAAUCAAGUCAGUGUAUCUCCUCCCCCGACACCGAUAGAGGAUCUCCGUGUUUUUGAACUUCCAAGCCAAUCCCGUGUUACCUGUGAAUAUGUGUAUGACAGAGAGACAAACACUAAACUUGUGUUUUUCAGUUUGACAAGAGACUGUGGAAGAGGACUGUGAUUUGUAAACUUUUUGAAAAUGUGACGUAUUUGAUAUACAUACCUGAUCUUCUCUGUAAAUUAUUUUCAUUCAUUGACUUUAUACAAGCGUCUCACAUCACUUGUUCAUUGUGGACAAGAAAUUCAAAUGUCACUAUUAAAUCCUCACUGUGUGGAUAAGCGCAGUUUAUUCAAAAUGUAGAAUAAAAAGGCAAAUAAAUCCAAUAAAACAUCUGCUGCAUAUCUGUGCAGUUGACUGCUGGAAUGAGCUAAAGGCAAAGUCAUGAUUCAGUGUUGAGGUACAUGGCUAUUCACCACUAAUACAAAUAACGCCUUACUGAUAUUGAGCAAAGCCACUUGUUCUCAAAAAAUAUCUGUUGCAAGAUAUUGUUUACUAGGUCGUAACACAGAUUAUAAGGAGUGAUCUGUAGUAACUAUCCAUUAAAAUACUGCUUUUGAAUAAUUAAAGGGAAUAAUAA